AUGCUUUCACGCACACAGAUAAAAAGCGUAGAUUAAGUGCCAAGUGCUGCACUGCGUGUAUGGAAAAGUGCGGGAAAUCUUUGCAACGAGAUUGUUAAUAUUACCGCUAAGGCAAAAUAAUUAUAAGCCAGCAAAUGCUGAAAACAAAGUGCAAUGAAGAAAAUCAGCGGCAUAACAAUUGUAUAUAAGCAACAAAAUAUUGGUGGCAUGUUUUGUGAAUUUCGUAAAUCUCUCGUUUCGUUUUGGUGUUUUUCUUCUCUACUACAAAAAAGGGCGCGCGAGUGAGACGACAAUAGUGUUUAACAAAACACACAUCUAGCUAUCCCGCUUACUCGCACGCGACUUACACGUCGCAGACCCAAAGUCUGCUCGCUCUCAAAUGUUUGACAUUUUUCACAUUCAGCAUUUUCCCUUUGUUCGUCGGCGGGUCUCGUCAUAUGGCUCGUAUAGACGCUCGUGCGUGCGUAACAAAUAAAAUUGAAAAAAGAAAUGCAAAAUAUCGGUGUAUUAAAUUUCCAAAAAUAGUGCACAAAUGUAAAUAAACAACUGUUACAUGCACAAGUGAAUAAAUUCAUUGAGAAAUAUGCGUAAAAAGCGUUAUUUCGUGAUUCCUACGGUGACGACGACAUCAAAACCAACAACAACAACGAGCUGCUGCGUUCAUUGACGUGACGCGCGAGUGUGAGUGUGUGUGUAUGUGUGUGUACGUAAAUGAGUGUGUUUAUAUGUCUCGUGUGUUCAUGUGUUCCGUGUUGUUUUCAAACAAAUAAAAUACAUAGCAAAAGCAAAAGCAACCAGCAGCUACAACAAUAAUAAUAAUAAUAAUAAUCAAAACAGCACACAGCAAUUACAGUCGCUUAUGCCGCUGGCGUCCAACCGCUGCGCCAAGCUGCAUACAUAAAUACAUACAUAAAUAAAACAACGUUUCAUAUAUUUACAUCAGUUCAGCCCACGUUUCUUGUUGCGCGCAAAUGCUAUAUGAAAAGAAAGUAUGUUCAACAGUCGAUGCAAUAAAAUGUGAAUUUGUAUAUGUCUCUGUGUGCGUGCGAGUGUGUUUUCAGUGUAUAGAAUUAAAUAAGCUGUAUAAGUUAAUAAAGUCUAAAGCAAUAUCAACAACCGUGCAACAACAACAACAAGACAACCAACAUCAACACAAAUGAAUCAAUUAAAUUUUGUUCAUUUUUAAACCGCAAUUGUCUGUAUCCCGAAGCAUAAAACAAGGCGCAUAAAUUUUUGCCAAUGAGUCGCAGACAGUCAUUGGAUCGACCAGGAAUAUUGUCUCCUCCGGGUCCGUUUCUGACGCCCAGUCCAUCGCCAUCGAUCUCAGCUAGUCCACGCCUGCAACCAUCACCAUCGCUAUCGCCAUUCCCACAGGAUGUGGUGCUCGUAGCCGGUGGCAACGCAUUAAACGCCAACAGCAAUCCACAGGAACAACACGAGCGCAAGGCGGCGACGCCUGGCAGGCGACAAUCCAUACAUCAGUUCACAAAUGGCAGUCCCAACGCCGGCACCGUUGUCUUUCAGCCGAGUCCCUCCCAGUCGCCGGCCGCUGCCACGACCGUCAUUGGCGUGACAGCUGGCGGGCUCAUUGCCGCCGCCGCCGCCGCCGCCGCCGCUGCCGCAGCCGGUGGACACAAUAAUGCAAUCGGCACUGAGUUGAACGCCACGCUAGUCGGCUCCAACAAUAUCCAACUGAACAAGAAGGGCAACAAGCGGACGGGACAGCAGCAUCAGCAGCAGCACCAGCAGCAACAGCAGCAGCAGCAACUACAACAGCAGCAACUGCAGCAUCAGCAGCAACAGCAACUGCAGCAGCAAAUCUUUAGCACCAACGCAGCGGCGCCCACCUCGAUCUGCUCGACAGUAGCCGGCGGCUAUGGGCAACCGAAUGCAACGGCAAUACCCACGCCCAUUUCGUUUACGACAGCAAAUGUGGCUAGUAGCCCAAAAGGUCAAGCGAAAAAGGGCGCCAAUUCGGUGCUGAGCCAGCAGCAGCAGCAGCAGCAACAACAGCAUCAUCAACAACAGCAGCAGCAACAGCAGGCGCAGUUCCAGCAAUACCAGAGCAGUAGUCCGCUGAUAGCAGACAGUCCUAUACCCAGUCCCAGCAACGCCAUUGCUGCUGCGGCCAUAAAGCCGCCGACGCCACAGCCUCAGGCCGUACAGAUGCUGCCGCAACAGUUCACAAUCACCAGCGGGCCGCAGCAGCAGCAGCAGGCGCCGCAGCAAGUUUUCCAGUUCAUUCAGGGGCCGCAGGGUCAGAUCAUAGCCACCACCACACAGCAGGCGACGCUGCAGCAGCAGCAACAACUGCAACAACAUCAGCAGCAGCAACAGCAGCAGCAACAACAGCAGCAACAGCAACAACAACAGCAGCAACAGCAGCAGCAACAACAGCAGCAGCAACAGCAGCAACAACGCUUUACCAGCAAUACAGGCAUUGCGUUGUCUACUGUCAACACCAAGGCGAGCAAGACGCCCCAACAGAUUCUGCCCAAGCCGCAGCAGGAAUUGGUCUCCCAGUCGCUGCAGCAGCAGCUGCAGAAGAACAAAAGCAACUCACAAUUGCCGCAGAUCUCACAGUCGCCUCAGCCGCAACAGGCGCAGCUCAGCGCUGCCUCCAACAAUGCCAACAACCAGCACCAGCAGCAGCAACAGCAGCAGCAAAUCUUGCUGCCAGCAACAUCAGCUCAACCACAGCAACUAUUGCUGAAUCAGAUGCCCGUGUUGGUGCAGCAGAACCCGCAGGGUGUGCAGCUCAUAUUGCGUCCACCCACGCCGCAGCUGACGGCCACGCCCUCGCUCGUCAUACAGAACUCGCGCGGACAGCCGCAACUGCAGCAGCCGGCGCAGCAGCAACUGCUGCGCAUCGUGGGCACCAAUGGCGCCACCAUGCAGCUGGCGGCCGCCACACCGACCUUCAUAGUGUCGUCGCAGGGCAAUCUCAUCCAGCAGACGGCUGCCGCUGGCCAAUUCCAGAGUGCGAUCAAGACGGGCACCCAGCUGAGCGGCCUGCAUGCGGCGCUGGCAGCGCAAACGCCACGAUCUCAGCCGUUCACCACAACGGCCACCAUCAACACCCAGUUGCUGGGCCAGAGCGUUGCGGCUCAGCUGCAGAAUCUGCAGCUGGCUGCAGCGGCAGCUGCCAAUGGCAAUGGCAUUGCUCAGAUCCAGAUGCCCAAUGGGCUGGCGGCGAUAUCGCAGCUGCAGCAGACUCUCGGCGGUGCUACCAUCAAUCUGAAUCAGUUGAAUGGCGCCCAUCUGCAGCAGAUAGCCACGGCCUUCCAGACGCCGCAACCGCCGCAGCAGUCCACCACGACAGCUGCAUCCGGUGGCGGCAGCGGCAACAGUUCCACGGAGCUCUUUGCUCAAUCCUCUCCGGCGCAUGUACCCGUAGCCGUUACCCCGGAGCCCCUGCGCCAGCCCACGGCACAGCAGCAGGCGGCCAUGGCCACCAUACAGAUGCAGCAGCAGCAACAGCAGCAGCAGCAGGCGCAAAUACAGCAGCUGCAGCAGCAGCUGCAACAGACGCAGACACAGGUGCAGCAGGCGCAGCAGCAGCAGCAACAGCAGCAACAACAGCAGCAGCAGCAGCAACACACUGUGGAGCCCAAGAAGAAGCCUCGGCCGCGCAAAAAGAAACCACCGGCGGCUACGGCGGCAACAGCUCAGCAAAAGAUUGCCAUACCCGCCACGCCCACGCUGAGCACGACGCCAGCGCCAGCGCCGACGCUAACGCGAACGCCCACGCCGCAGGUGGCGCGAGUGAAGUCGCCGUCGCCGCCGCCCACGCACAUCCAGCGCUCGAGCAAUGGCAAACUCGAUCUCGGCGAUGUGAUGAAGUUCUGCGGCAUCACGGAGGAUGACGACGACGAUGAGGACUAUGCCAUGGAUGCAGUCACAAACUCCGCACCGGCUGCAGCAGCUGCAGCGGCRGCCAAUAGCAGUAGCAGCAGCAGCAACAGUGGCGGCAACAACAACAACAACAGCAGCAGCAGCAGCCACCACCAUCAGCACAUUGAGGAAUCACUGCCACCACCACCGCCGCCGGCGCCCUUAAGCAAUGGAGUAGUGGGCGCGGCAGUCAAUGCAACGGCGGCGCCCAGCUCCAACGAUAUCAUGAUCUCCAUACCGAGCCAAAACGGCAGCGAUGGGCUGCCCUUUACGCUGACCAUUCCGGCACCAACGCCGGUCAACGAAGCCACCGAAAUACCAAAUAUCCUCAUUAAGAUCGAUCCAAGCGAUGGCGCGGCUGCAGCGGCCGUUGCCAGUGGAGCCACCUUACCACCGUAUACGCUGUCCACACCGCGCCUGCCCACCGCCGAGGAGAUACAGCGGCAGGCGCAGCAGCAUCUCGCCCAGCAGGCAGCCGCUGCGGCUGCGGCAGCGGCAGCUGGUGGCAAAAUAUGCACCAGCAUGCAAACCACAACGCCGGCGCCCACAAUUAGCUUCAGUCUGGGAGGAGCACAGUCGCAGACCAUCGGCAAUGUGACGCUGCAGCAGGCGCCCAUUGCGGCGAGCAUAACGCUGACCACGCCCACGACAACAACAACAGCGGCGACAACGUCGUCGGCGACUGCAGCAGCAACGGCGGCGGUGAAGCCGCGCCGCAAACCCGCUGUGCGUCGCAACACCAAGAAGCAGGAGACGCUCAACGGCAACAUCAUUAACAACGGCAACAUCAUCAGCACCAGCAGCAGCAACAGCAGCAGCAUAAGCAACAUCAGCAGUAGCAUGAACAACAUUGGGCACAGCAUCAUUGGCAGCAGCAACACCACCACAACCACCAUUAGCAGCAGUGGGAAUAGCAGCGGUGUCAACACCGUCAACACCAUCACCCUGACAACGCCAGUGAGUAGCAGCAGUGCUUGCAGCUCCAGCAUAUUGCUGCCGCACGGCCUAGGCCUUGCCAGCAGCAACAGCGGCGGCAGCAGCAGCGCCACGCCCACAACUGUGCCCAGCCAGAUUGGCAACAUACAGAUCUCGCAGGUGCAGAACCACCAUCAGACCACAUUGCCCAUCGGCAGUGCCGUGGAGAAUAAGAUUCAAAUAAUGCCCAUUCUGCCGCCGGGAGCCACAGUGAUGGGUGGUGCAGUGGCAUCGGCAGCCGCAACGGCAACGACGACAACCACCGCUGCCACACCACAAGCACAGCUCGUCUUUCAGCCGACGGCAGCCACCACCACAGCAACCUCUGCCCCCGAGACGACCACAAUCAAGCUGUCCAGCGAUGGCCGUCAGAUGCAAUUGGUGACCAUACCACAGGCCACGCCACCGUCGACGGGAGCUUCCAUGCAGGCGGUGACCACGGCCGGUGGUGCUACCAUAUUGCCGCCACAAUUGACCGGCAUGCCGGGCAACGUGUCCAUAUCGGUGGGUUCGCCCGCCUCGGCAGCAGCGCUGGUGCCCCAGCUGACGGGCAGCCUAACGCUGGCCGUCUCGGAGCACUGCGAGCGACUGAUUUUGCGGCAUGAUCCCAACACGCCGCAGGAUCAUCAAUCGCAGCUCAUACUCCAGGCAUUGCUCAAGGGCGCUCUGCCCAAUGUGACCAUCAUCAAUGAGCCGACCCGCAUGGACACGAGCAAGCCACCAGCACCAACUCCGCCGCCGCCACAACCAGCACAACAGCAACAACAACAACAGCAGCAGCAGCAGCAGCAACAACAACAACAGCAACAGUUCCAAUUGCAGCAGCAGCAACAUGCGCAGGUAGCCACAACAACAAUCGCAGCCGCUGCGCAUCCCCCAAAGCCACUGGCAACAUCCAAGAGCGAUAUCAAAGCUGUCAACAAUCGAAAGUUAUCCACGCCCGCCGCACACGCCAGCAAUCUGCUGAGCAGCAACAAUAAUACCAGCAGCACCAACAGCAGCAGUAGCAGCAGCAGCAUUCCCACCAACACCACCAAUGCAAUUAAACCACCGAGCAUGCCAGCUAAGAUUAGCGAAACUUUAACCUUUCCACAAUUGCCGUCAACAGCGCAACUGCUGGUGCAGCAGCAACAGCCUCAGCAGCAGCAGCAGCAGCAGCAACAACAGCAACAGACGUCGCAGCAGCCAGCAACAGCCAGCAAUGCACAACGUUAUGUGGCACUGCCUCCCAUCGAUCCCAGCACGCAGCAGCUGUUUUGCCUGAACAGUGUCUCCAAUCAGAUUACGGCCAUCAGCGCUGGCCAAACGACAGCGUCGAUUGGGCCCACGGAGCGACUGCUGAUUGCUCCCGCGGGCAUCAAUGCUCAGCAGCUGGCGCAGUGCCUGCAGCUGGGUCAGCUGCACUUCAACGAUGUGAAUCCUCUGCCACCCACACAGUUGGCGCAGCAAGCGGCAGCAGCAACAGCCACAUCAACGGCAACAGCAACGGCAACGGCAACAUUGCCCAUUCAAUUGCGCCCACAGCCGCCACAGCAGCAGAUCGUUCAUCCCAUACAGCCCAUCAGCAACGGGCAUGGCCUUAGCCUGGGCUUGCCGAUUAGCACGACAACAACCACGACGUUGACCACCAGCAACAGCACCACCACGAGCACCACUACGGUCACCAAGCAGGUGGCCAAUGUGGCGCCCAUCAUAGACCAGAGCAAAGCUAAGCUGGAGCCGGCAAAGGCCGCCGGAGCAGGCAGUACGCCAGCAACAGCGCCCAGCACGGGUGCCGUUGCCAAAAAGAAGCCGGUGCGUAAGCCCAAGACAACGUCCACGGCCGCCGAGAUGAACAGCCUAAAGAAUGCCAGCGUUGUCAAGCCAAUGCCCAAACUGGAUCCGUUGUCCCAGAAGCCCAACAACAAUCCGGUGCAAAUUGUGCAGCCGAAUGUUGCGAGCGGCAAACAGAUGAUUGUCAUUGUCAGCUGCAGCGGCGGGCAGACAACCACAACAACAACCACCACAAUGAGCAAUAGCAUUCAGCCCUUUCAGACAACAAGCGGUACCAAAUUGGUGGGCGUCACGGCGCCCAUGCAGCAACAGCAACAGCAACAGCAACAACAGCAGCAGCAACAGCUACAGCAGCAAUCUCUAGGCACAGCAGUAACUGUGCAGCAGCAGCAACAGCAACAGCAACGUGGCAGCUUUAGCUUAACAGCAACAACAUCGACGCCCAGUGCGGUGGUCAGCAGUGGUGGUAACAGUGGAGCUGUCACUCAAUUGCAGUUGCCAGUGCAAAUACAGCAGCAACAGCCAAAGCAGCAGCAGCAACAACAACAGCAGCAACAACAGCAAGCCCAGCAACAGCCGCAACAAAACACAAUUUCGCGAGUGCAAACGAUUCAGUUGACACCUCAAAUGCAGCAGGUAUUUCGCACGGUGCAAACCCAAAUUCAGUUCCUGACCAUCAAGCUGCAGAACAAGUCGUUUGUGCCCACGUUGCCCAUCUCGCCAGAAGUGGAUCCAGCAGCCAUCGCCAUGUACAACAAGCCCAUGUCAGAUGCGGAGAUCAAUGUGGCGCUGCAGCGUUUGUUUGCGGAACAGCAUCGCAUCUUGGCCUCGGGCAAGGAGGUGCCGACGCCGGAGGGCAUGAUUCCCACGCCCAAUGCGAACGGUAGCUUCAGUCUAAUGCCUCAGCAAUUUCAGCAGGUGCAACAACAGCAACAACAACAACAGCAGCAGCAACAGCAGCAGCAGCAGUCUGCAGAUACUCUGAAAGCAACAAAUAGUGGUGUUAUUUUAGCAAAUGUGGUGCAGCCCAACAAUCAUUCUACCACCAGCACAACAGCAACGUCAGUACCCAACAAUGCGCAGCAGCAACAGCAGCAGCAACAACAACAACAGCAGCAGCAUCAGCAAUUGAAUGUUGCUCAACGUAUUCACAUAUAUCCCAUGCAACAUCAGCAGCAACAGCAAUUGGCCAACAAGCAGAAGCUUGCACAGCAGAAGCAGCAACAACAACAGCAGCAGCAGCAGCAAGCGGCGUCCAUUUGCAACCUGCCACAACAACAGGCGUCACAGGCCAAGGUCAAGGAAGCAGCCUGUCGCAGCAAAGCUAAUGCAGCCAAUCAACAGCAGCAGCAGCAGCAACAACAGCAGCAACAACAGCAGCAACAACAACAACAGCAACAACAACAACAGCAGCAACAAAUGCCACAAUCGACUGCAACAGUCAAUAUGUUGCAACAGAAAGCAAAUAUUCUCUCUGCACCACUGCAGCAGCAACAACAGCAGCAACAGCCUGCUGCCUGCCUCAAAAAUGGACCACCGCCGCUCAUCUUUGCCAGCGCCACGAAUCUUUUAUCCAAUAGCAAUAACAGCAAUAGCAAUAGCAAUAGCAAUAGUAACAGCAAUAGCAACGGCAACAGCAAUAACAGCAGCAGCAAUACCAAUAACAACAGCAACAACAGCAGCAACAGCAACACCAGUGCCAUGUUGUCAAUGCCACCAUUGCAGCCGCAACAACUGCAGCCACUACAAUCACAACAAACACAGCAGCAGAUCCAACAACAACCCCAGCCGCAGUUACAUAGUCAACAACACCAACAACAACAGCAGCAGCAGCAGCAGCAACAGCACUUGCAACAGCAACAACAACAACAGCUACUUCCGCUUCCACAACCGUCGCUAAUAGCGACACCAGCAUUGGGUAAUCUAAUUACCCCAACGCUGCCCACAGUGCCUGUAUUUUUGCCGGGUCUGUCUCUGCCCAAGACGGAGGAGCUGCUGCCAACACCUAAACCAAAAAUUGCACGCCUCUCCUUGUUCGUGCGCCAAUUGGAGGUGGAUCAGGAGAGUUGCCUGAAGCCGGACUAUGUGAAGCCGUUUCGCACCAAGGACGAAGCGGUCAAGCGGCUAAUCAGAUAUCAUUGCAUGCAUGAGAAUGAUGUGGAGUUAAACUCCGAUGAGGAUGAAGAAUUCGAAGCAGCUGCGUUGGGCUUUCGUGAUAAGUUCCGUCAGUUGAAUGGAAAAUUCCAGGAGAUUCUAUUGCAGGAGUCAACCUUACCUCAUCGCACCUCGGAACUUCUGCAAGUGCAGCAGCUAAUGAUAGACGAUUUGAAGGGCGAGAUCAGUGAUAUACGCACUGCUGAGAAGGAACUGCUGGAGAAACAGCAACUACAACAGCAACUCAAAGAGGAGCAGAGCUCUGAGGCCACGGCUGACAGUGAGUCGCAAGUGGACACCAAAGUGAAGGAGGAAAUCAAAUUAGAGCCAACGGAUAAGGUCUCCGAAUCAGCAGCACAGACAGCAGAAGGGGUUGUGGACAAGUUCGAUCUGCUCAAGAAUAGUGCGGAUGUGAACAAGGUAUACAAGCCGCCGCAACAGACACAGCAGCAACAGGUCAAGCGAGAAGAGAAUGGCGAGUGGCUCUGUCAGUCCGAGGCUAGCGGCCUGACCAACGGAUCGUUGGAGGAGACAGUUAAAAAGGAGCAGCACAAUAGUUCCAAGGAUAACGCUCAGCGUAUCAAAAAGGACUACGAUAACUUUGAUAUCGAAUCUGAGCUGACGCCCAGUUUUAUCAUGAAGAAAGUGGAGCAAAAAUUGCAGUCGGAUACUGCAAAGAAUGUUGAGAACUGUUAUGAGUUGCAGGAGGAGAGACAACAACAGCAACAACAAGAGCAGCAGCAACAACAACAGCAGCAGCAUCAACAACAGCAGCAGCAGCAACAGCACCAACAACAGCAGUUACAGCAGCAACAUGUUAAGAAUAACAAUCUAGCCCAAGAGGAUCACGAGGACGGUUGGUACUGCCUGCAAAAAGAGCUUAACCUGAUGAGCAAUGAGCCGCUGCAGCCACAGCAUACACAACAUGCCCCACUGCAACAUGCUACUCAUCAGCAACACUUGUCGCAGCAACAUCUCUAUGAUAACAAUGCCAGCAACAUGCUCAAUAAUGGAAAUCAUCUGUCCGAUCUGUUUCCGAACGGCUGCAUUGACAAGAGCAAUCAGAGUAACAGCAAUACCAGCAGCAAUAGCAGUAGCAGCAGUUGUGCCGGUGAUGUUGGCGGCAACAGCAGCAAUGCUGGCAACAACAACAACAGCGUGCCCAUCGGCAGCUCUUGCAGCCAACAGCGCCAACAACCGCUGGCCAUGCAAGCGGAUCAACCCAAUCAUCAUCCGGCCAUUAGCGAGUUCUUCAACAGCGACUCGGAUGUGCAAAAGUCUGUGGAGACGCGCUUGGAGGCCAUGUUCGGCGAGUCGCCAGUGCAUUUGGAUGUGAAGAACAGCAGCGAUGCACACGACAUUGAAUCCAAUUUGGAUGAGAUAUUUGGUGAUUCGAAAUCGCCAGCAGCGAACCACAAGAACAAAAUGAGCAUUUGGGGGCCCGACGAGAGUUUCAACGCUGGCUACAGCAGUGAUCAGCAGCAACAGCAGCAGGCAUACGGUCACCAGCAGCAGCAGCAGCCACAACAGCAAGCACAACAACAGCAGCACCAUAUCGAGCUCAACUGCAACAACAAUCCGCGCUGGAUGCAGAGCAUGGAAGCCCACUACACCGACUAUAUGUCGAGCAGCACCAGCACAGUCGAUGGCCAGACGCACAAUAUGCUGGUGAAUGGUGAAUCACGCAAACGCCAUUGGAACGGCCAGCUGAUGGGCUCCAGCAGUGACUUGGAGGAUGAGAAUAGCAGCAAGCGAUUGUGCACAGCAUCAUCGACGUCCUCGUCGCCCAUGUCCUCGCAGCAGCAUGUGCAGGUGCCACAGCAUGGCAUGCUGGAUGCGGACAUGUUGGCUUUGCAUGAUGGCAUGGGUGUAGAUAGCGUGACCACUAAUGGUCCCGCUGCCUUUUCACAACUGCUGAUGGAGCAGCAGCAGCAGCAGCAGCAGCAACAACAGCAGCAGCAACACAGCUUUGCCAAUCAUCAGGCUUUCGCGAGCAUGUUGGAUCCGCAACAGCAGCAGCAGCAACAACAGCAACAGCAACAACAGCAGCAGCACCCGCACUACCAGCACAAUAUGCAGCAGCAGCUACAGCAGCCUCAGCAGACGCAAAUGCACGUGAACCACAUGGGCGGUGCGUCAGUGGUGACAGGCGAAUAUGAUGAUGACAUCAGCCGGCAUGUGGCCAGUGCGAUUGAUAGCAUACUGAAUCUGCAGAACAGCGGCGAUUCGCUGCAGUUCUCGUUGGGCUCCUUCUUGGGCGACAGUAUACUAGACGAUCAACGGCAAGCGGCAAACUUGCCCAGCUGCCAACAGGAGCAGGUGAACAACCGGCGCCGCCAGCUGGGCGAGGACAUGGGUGAUUGUCUAAUCAGCGGCGGUGCUGGACCAACUGUGAAUGCUGUUCCUGAUGCUAGCGGCAAUCUGUUGCUAGAUCAUCAUCAUCAUCACCAUCAYCAACAACAACAGCAGCAGCAACAACAGCAGCAGCUACUGCAGAAUCAUCUGGGUCAGCAGCCGCAUCUGCAGCAUCAUGCGCAACACCACCAUGGCAUAUCGCAGCCGCAGUCACAGCAUCAUUCGCAACUGAAUGACUUUAGCUGUGUGGCCGCUGGCCUGGAUGAGGCCGUCAAGUCGAUUAUGACCUCUUGACUUGGGCUGCAAGCAGUCACAACAACUGGAUCUGAUGUGUCGCAAAUCACAGCAGCUGAGCUGCAGUCGGCGGCAACGGCAACACUAGCAAACAGUCUUAUAUUGGAAUUUAACGCCACCACCUUGUAAAGCUGCCCAAGGCAA
Drosophila arizonae is the source of this 11589-nucleotide messenger RNA. It is a transcript of the gene Bicra, whose product is annotated as BRD4 interacting chromatin remodeling complex associated protein. The record is from RefSeq and is a predicted model, not a curated record. NCBI's taxonomy places the organism in Eukaryota, Metazoa, Arthropoda, Insecta, Diptera, Drosophilidae.